AUGGCAUCUCAUCUUGCCGAGGACCUGGACAUCUUCAACCGUCAUCUCGCCAAGCACCGCAAGCCUGGGGGAGAAGCCGCCGACAAUUCGGCCUACCAGACCCUUAACCACGAUGUACAGGAUCCCAUCACAUAUGUCACAGUUCCAAGAUUUCGGACCGGACUGCCACCUGGAAGUGGAUGUGGGCGAUCGCAGCUGGAUAUCCUGGAGCAAAUCAUGGGUCCGUUCAAGCGAGAGGUCAUUGAGCUGUACUUCAGGCAUCUUCACUAUCAUUUCCCGGUCCUUGACGAAGAGAUGUGCGCACUUCUUCGCGGCGGCCAGCUCGAUAAGGCGCCGAACAACUUGCUCUGUGUCAUCUUUGCUCAUGGGUCACCAUUAUGGCCAAGAUCAGAAACGCUGAAGAUGCACCCGAGGCCAGAUGCGCAUUAUGUGUGGAACAAGGCUAUCUCAGCAACCCUGGAAGAUUUUCUGAGUCCUGGCAUGUCAACAAUAUCAACAGCGAUUCUUGACCAGAUUGGCCGCCCAUCUGUCUCGAUCGUUGGCAACAUCACACUCUGUGGCAAGACUGUCUCGCUCGCCCAAACGUUUGGUCUGCAUCGCGACCCAGCGAAGUGGAACAUCACAGAGAAUGAGAGAUCUGUUCGAGUGCGACUGUGGUGGUGUGUGCUCAUCACGGAUACUUGGUCCAGCGUCGCGUACGGUGGUCCUCCACACAUCACCAAAGGCUAUCACGACGUGCCUCGACCGACAGUUGGAUCACUCAUCAGCCACAAAGCAGGCCAACAACAAAAGCAGGCGACUACGUGUUUUGUGCAUUUCUGUGCAUUGACAGAAUUGGUGCAAUCCAUCAUUCCUCUCAUCUAUCAAAUUGAGCCGGACCGCAUGCAAUUGUCUCAGCAAGUGGCCCACUUCAAGCGCGAGCUGAACAAUCUGGAUGCCCAGCUGCCCACCUGGCUGCCACUUCCCAAUCAGCCAGGAUCUAGCAACCUGUGGUUCUGCUUUCUCUCUACUCGACUACUCCUCGCGCGUGUGACGCUACGCUCUGCAGUCCUUGAGGGUGAUAGCACACUGGGACGAGACAGAAUGCACCAACUGCGUACCUCCUCAUCUGCUGUCUUGGACUUCCUCCUCACACUUGGUGAACUCCAAUUCCAGGAUUUCUGGCUCCCCUACGUGACCCACCUCCUCGUACACGCUAUCACAGUCUCCCUACGAUGCACAGUCGAGACAACAGAUCCUGAGAUGCGGAACACGUCAGUGGACCGGCUACAGCGUGUGAUUGCACAUAUUCAGUUUGCUCGAGAUAACUACGAUUGGGACCUGGCCAUUUAUUGCCUUGAGAGGUGCGCAGAGCCGGUGUCCAGGAUAGCAUCCUUGAAUUCAAGGGAGCCUGCGCCGCCUUCCGAAACCGAAUUUACGAGCGUAGCCCCAGCGAACGGGCAAGGUACUGGCGUUGAGGUUCCGCCUUUGCUGAUAUUCGACGACACCAACUUCUUGCUCUCGGACAUAUUGGAUCCAAAUGCAUUUGACUUCUCGUUAGAAGCACUGUGGGACACACCUUCUGGCAUGACGAACUUCGCGAUAUAA
Messenger RNA from Didymella exigua CBS 183.55, 1587 nucleotides. RefSeq lists its product as uncharacterized. Bases 1 to 1587 code for a protein of 528 amino acids. Gene Ontology annotation, biological process: DNA-templated transcription. The record is from RefSeq and is a predicted model, not a curated record. Gene Ontology annotation, cellular component: nucleus. The transcript has 2 exons. Lineage: Eukaryota; Fungi; Ascomycota; Dothideomycetes; Pleosporales; Didymellaceae. Gene Ontology annotation, molecular function: DNA binding; zinc ion binding.